Penaeus monodon (black tiger shrimp) is the source of this 528-nucleotide messenger RNA. RefSeq names its product craniofacial development protein 2-like. The record is from RefSeq and is a predicted model, not a curated record. The coding region runs from base 1 to 528 and encodes 175 amino acids. The transcript has a single exon. NCBI's taxonomy places the organism in Eukaryota, Metazoa, Arthropoda, Malacostraca, Decapoda, Penaeidae.
AUGGAGGUUGAUUGCUGCAGUGACAGUCUAAUGGUGGUAAGAUUGUGUGGGACACCAGUAGAUCUAGUGGUGAUGGUUGUAUACAUGCCAACAAGCGAUAAUCUAGAUGAAGAGGUGGAAAAAAUGUAUGACAAAGUCGAAGAAAAAAUGACAUGUAAAGGCAAAGAUUACGUAGUGGUACUUGGAGAUAUUAAUGCAACUCUUGGAGAUGAAAAGAUCUUGAACAUGGUCGGAAAUUCUGGGCUGCGGAAAAGAAACAUCAGAGUCGAGAUGCUAGUAGACUUUUGUGUGAGAAACAAUCUGACGAUAACAAACACAUUAUUCAAGAAUAACAACAGAAGGAGGUACACUUCCAAAGCACCAGAAGGUAUAAGGAAAUUGUGGCUGGAUUACGUCAUUGUCAGACAAAGGUACAAGACAAGUAAGAAGAACUCGUGUUUCUACCCAGCGGCAGAUGUUGAUUCUGAUCACAAAAUGGUGAUUAUGAAAGUCAAUCUCAAGCUGAAGAAGGAGCCAAAGCAAAAUUAA